Molecule: messenger RNA, 1615 nt
Organism: Trematosphaeria pertusa
Lineage: Eukaryota; Fungi; Ascomycota; Dothideomycetes; Pleosporales; Trematosphaeriaceae
Exons: 5
Coding region: 1-1545 (514 amino acids)
Source: RefSeq, a predicted model, not a curated record
AUGAUUAUGUCACCAUCGCGCUGCAUUCCCCUCGGCAUCUGGGCGGAAUGUCGCAAUCUGGUCCCCUACGUUCCCCAUGUCCACCCAGCUAGUACGUCUGGUGCUCUCCACCUCGUUACGAUUGCGACCACGUCGUUUCUACUCACCCAUGUGCUUCAAUCCGCGGCCCUUGCGUAUCACCAACCUUCCCCACAGCGCACCACCAACUAUUCGCCGUCCGCUUCGCCGAAAUCACCCUUGGCAGGGCACGACGUAGGCUGGCACCGCCAAGCUUCAGGCUAUUAUCUCUACAGAGCACUAUCGAUCGCUCUCGUUUCUGCUAGAGAGCUAUGCGUGCCUAUGGCGCUCAGUCGGGACGAGAUAGUUGAGGUUAUGCCUGAGCAGCGUGACGUCAAAGCUGUCGAUGAGCGCAUCAUCGAUAAGGAAAUUCAUGCUGAGGACAGAGAAGAUGAUCGGACUCUCGCUGAGAAUGGGGAGGAUCGUGGUAACAAUAGCAAGCGGGCUAUUGACGGAUACGCUACGUUUCCGGACUACAUCGCAAUCCGCCCCAACGCAUACGCUGGACGCCAACCACCCUACACUCUGCCAACGAAACCCACCCUAGGCGUCAUUGGCAUUUGUCUUAGAUCUGGAAUUCACCUGCGACUUUCGUCUAGACCACAUAGAACCCGCUCGAGUCGAUCGACGAUUAUCGAGCGCAUUGAGCCCAUAAGACAGCACCAUCACCAGCUCCGACACGCUCACAACUUCCCACCGCACCUUACGGAGCAUCGUACCUCUUCUAAAUACGCUUCAAGUCUGUCACGGCCCGGCGUAAACCCUCCGCCAGCUCGUCGGCGCUUUCUCUAUCGCCGCUCUACCUCGCGGCACCGUCUCUUCGUCUCUACACCCAUUCCCAAAUCCCGGAUCGAGGACUCUCCCCCGCCUCCCACGGCGCCAGUCUCGCGUAAUGGACGUUCUUGCGUCCACUUGUCGGCUCCCCACGGCACCGGCGUAUCUUACCAUAGAUAUGCCCUGUCGUGGACGUUGAACGUCGCUCUCCAUCACCUUCAGCGCUCGCCUACUCCCGAAUGCCGCUUCAACGGCCACCUCAGCCGAGAGCGCGACAUUCUAUCGCGACGUCGCCUACUCCACGAUCCUACAACGCUAAAACCGGCAGAACAGCAGCACUCGGCACUCACACCUCCAUCUCACCAACCCCUCAACGAUCCUCUGUGGGACAACCGAAGGGCAUGCCAACUCCAGAAAGCACGAUUCUCUCCGGCGGUCCUCGGAAUCCGGUUGCAGGCCGCCACGAGGGCAGUAACCGAUCAUCCUCCUGUAUGGACAGAGAAGAGGAGAUCAGGAAUCCGCGCCCCAAUGGCCGCGCAGUUCGGCUCGCAUCACGGACGUCAAGUAGCGACCAGAGGAACCCGAUCCAAGAACCCCACGAGAAGCCAACAUGGAGACCAGAAUAGCAGAUCCGGCCGAGCCACUACGAUCUCGAGACACAAAAGGCCGACCCAAGAACUUCUUGCGGGGCAGAAGAACAUCACGGGUCGCUAGGAACAGGAAUGAACUGAAGAUAACCGUGGUCAUCAACACAUAUUGUAUUCACACCGUCAUUCGAUCUGAA